Molecule: messenger RNA, 1560 nt
Organism: Trichomycterus rosablanca
Lineage: Eukaryota; Metazoa; Chordata; Actinopteri; Siluriformes; Trichomycteridae
Gene: kcnj4
Product: potassium inwardly rectifying channel subfamily J member 4
Exons: 2
Coding region: 1-1560 (519 amino acids)
Biological process (GO): regulation of monoatomic ion transmembrane transport; potassium ion import across plasma membrane
Cellular component (GO): plasma membrane
Molecular function (GO): inward rectifier potassium channel activity
Source: RefSeq, a predicted model, not a curated record
AUGAGCGGCAACAGAACCACCAGGUACAGCAUUGUAUCCCCUGAUGAGGAAAGGCUAAAGAUCUCAACUCUGGGGCUACACAACGGCCACAGCUCUCCCGGGAGUGCCGUCAGCGGUGCAACUAGCGUAUGCGGCUACACCAUGGACAACAGCUACAAUGGGAAAAUAUCCACCAGAAAGCGGAGCCAGGUCCGUAGCCGCUUUGUGAAGAAGAACGGCCAGUGCAACGUCGUCUUCUCCAACAUGGAAGACAAGCCGCAGCGCUACCUGGCCGACAUCUUCACCACCUGCGUAGACAUCCGCUGGCGCUACCUGCUGCUCAUCUUCUGCAGCACCUUCAUGGUGUCCUGGCUGCUCUUCGGUUUGAUCUUCUACAGCGUCGCCCGCGCACACGGGGAUUUUGAUCCCGAUCGGCACAUGAAGGGCCAAACGAGUGACAGGCAGCAAAAGGAGUGGAAGCCGUGCCUGCUUCAUGUAGAGGGUUUUGUUGGGGCGUUUUUAUUUUCGAUUGAAACUCAAACCACUAUUGGAUACGGGUGGCGCUGCAUUACGGAAGAAUGCCCAGUUGCUGUGGCUACCGUGGUGGUUCAGUCUAUCGUCGGAUGCAUUAUUGACUCAUUUAUGAUCGGAACUAUCAUGGCCAAGAUGGCACGACCCAAGAAGCGAAACCAGACUCUCUUGUUUUCUGAAAACGCUGUUAUUGCUUUGCGCGAUGGGAAGUUGUGCCUAAUGUGGCGAGUUGGCAACCUUAGAAAGAGCCACAUCGUUGAAGCUCACGUCCGAGCACAACUGAUUAAACCCAGAGUAACAAAAGAGAGUGAAUUUAUCCCGUUGGAACAGACAGACCUUAACGUGGGCUACGAUGAAGGAACCGAUCGGCUCUUCCUGGUCUCGCCUCUAGUCAUCGUCCACGAGAUCGAUGAAGACUCGCCGUUUUGGGCCAUGAGCCGUACUGAUAUUGAAAAUAAUGACUUUGAGAUUGUUGUGAUUCUCGAGGGGAUGGUUGAAGCCACGGCUAUGACCACACAAGCGCGCAGCUCAUACCUUUCCCGCGAGAUCCUUUGGGGUCACCGCUUUGAACCGGUUAUCUAUGAGGAUCGCGACCGCUACCAAGUGGACUACGCUCGAUUCCACAAAACGUACGAAGUUCCCUCAACUCCAGUCUGCAGCGGCAAGGUGCUCAGUGAGUCAGCGAGUCCUCAUUCGUCCAAAGCGUCCUCGCAAUCAGGGACGCCCGCGAGCCGCAGAAAGCAUUUCCUCAGACUGCCUCACUCGCCCAGCGACUUCUGCUACGAAAAUGAAGUCGCUCUUUACUCCGGUGAAGAAGAAGAUGAUGAAAAGUCGAAGAAAGGAACCGAGGAAUGUCUGGCAACGCUAGAAACUGAUCUUUCGUCAACUGUUCCACCAGAAUUUCAAAAAAUUUUCCAGGAAUCGGCGACUAUCUCCUCUGGAAACAACGUCCUGUGUGUCCUGGACAUGGACAACCAGAUAGAGUUUGACAUUCUUCAGACACCCGUCCCUUUUGAUCCUCUGACAUACAAGAGUGAAUCAGAGAUAUGA